AUGCGGUUUGACAUCCUUGCCCUUUUGCCCCUGGCAGCUCAGGCAGUCAACAUCAUCUCAUCCAACGACGAUGGCUGGGCCGAGGUCAAUAUCCGCGCAAUGUUUGAGUCGUUAGGAGGAGCGGGACAUUCAGUUGUGGUAUCUGCCCCGGCUGAAAACCAGAGUGGCACGGGAUCUCGACAGAAGACCCCGACAAACUUGACGGAGCCAUGCGAGUUCAACAGCUGCCCAUCUGGGAGUCCGGCUGUGGGAUAUAAUGCCUCGGAGCCUCGCCUCGGCUAUGUUAACAGCUACCCAGCAACCUCGAUGAAAUACGGCAUCGAGUCGCGCGCCCCGGAGUUCUUCGAUGGGCCCCCAGACCUGGCAGUCGCAGGCCCCAAUGUCGGCAACAACAUUGGCGUCGCAGUAUAUUUUUCCGGCACAGCAGGCGCCACCACCUAUGCCGCCAGCGCCGGUAUCCCCGCAAUUGCAUUCUCCGGAGCCACCGGAUCGCAGACAUCCUGGAACGCGUCACGGCCAAACUACAGCGAUGUCUACGCCGAUCUCGCAACUAACCUCACCAACCACGUUGUAGCCGCUGGAAAGCCGUACCUGCCAGACGGUAUCUGGCUAAACGUCAACUUCGGGUCAGUCUCGGACUCCGAGUGCAGUAACCCACAAGACUUCUCCUUCGUCCUGUCCCGCAUUCACGUCGCUGUCCCGCUCAUUACACCCCAUGAUGUGACCACGUGCGGAGACACCAGACUGCCAAGUGAAAUUGAGGUCUCUCUAGCCUCAGGGUGCUGGGCGAGUGUUUCAGUUGGCCUGGCAAGCUCGAAGAGCGACGCCAAUGAGACGAUGCAGGGGGUGGUUUUGCAGAAACUAGGCAAUUUGCUUACCUGUCUGCCGUGA
Molecule: messenger RNA, 891 nt
Organism: Penicillium canescens
Lineage: Eukaryota; Fungi; Ascomycota; Eurotiomycetes; Eurotiales; Aspergillaceae
Product: 5'/3'-nucleotidase SurE
Exons: 3
Coding region: 1-891 (296 amino acids)
Molecular function (GO): nucleotidase activity
Source: RefSeq, a predicted model, not a curated record